Manduca sexta (tobacco hornworm) is the source of this 563-nucleotide messenger RNA. RefSeq lists its product as uncharacterized. The coding region runs from base 135 to 563 and encodes 142 amino acids. The record is from RefSeq and is a predicted model, not a curated record. NCBI's taxonomy places the organism in Eukaryota, Metazoa, Arthropoda, Insecta, Lepidoptera, Sphingidae. The transcript is spliced from 3 exons.
UUAGUACAGUUGCGUCGAAUGUCGUGGUGGAUGGUCAGAGUGCCUUUAAUGUAUAAGGCAAAAUAACUCGGAAAAACAAGUUACCAUCAGUAUCUUAGUGCGGGGAUCGGGUGCUGUUCAAUUUUAGUGUUAAUAUGAAGAUUACAGUUUUAAUAAUUUUACUCGCAAAAGGAGUUAUCAGCGCCAAUGAAGGUAAAAGAAGUGUGGCUGAAGUGGAUGCACUAUUAAAGGCAGUGACAGAAGAAAGCUGGCGUGAUGAUGAGAAACCUUGCUUCAAUGCCGUGGUGGCGAUGUUGGACGGCGUGCAUAACUCAACCUUAUGGGCUACUUGGAUGUGGGAUUCGAACCAACGACCCGUGGGGACGCUGUACGGCUUGCGCUACCACUUGGGCAACUACGACCAGUGCCUCAGCCCCCCAUGGCUGAAGGAACACCCUGAACUCCGCCCGCAAUAUUGUCUCCUAGACUUCCAACUGUCUGAAGGCAAUUUGCUUGAAGGAAGAAGCUAUUUUGAACCUUAUGAACCGGCCACCACCUAUAUUAAUGUAAGUCAUUAUUAUUAA